Molecule: messenger RNA, 229 nt
Organism: Ambispora leptoticha
Lineage: Eukaryota; Fungi; Glomeromycota; Glomeromycetes; Archaeosporales; Ambisporaceae
Source: the annotation of a GenBank genome assembly
AUGGAUAAGAAAACAAAUAAUCAAAAACCAACGAAUAAUCUAACUCUGCCAAAACCUGCACAGAACGAAAUCUCGUUACUAACAACUUCACUUGUAAAAAGCAGGGAUAGCAAUGGAAGUAAAGGAAGAUCCGUCGAGUCAAUAACGGCAACGACGCCAAUUCGAAUAGCGUCGUCUUCACAGCCUCAAAAACAAGAUGUAACCUCAAAUGAUCUGAUAAAAGAUCCAA